Messenger RNA from Petromyzon marinus (sea lamprey), 5032 nucleotides. It is a transcript of the gene GPR155, whose product is annotated as G protein-coupled receptor 155. Gene Ontology annotation, biological process: negative regulation of BMP signaling pathway; transmembrane transport; intracellular signal transduction. The record is from RefSeq and is a predicted model, not a curated record. Lineage: Eukaryota; Metazoa; Chordata; Hyperoartia; Petromyzontiformes; Petromyzontidae. Gene Ontology annotation, molecular function: G protein-coupled receptor activity. Gene Ontology annotation, cellular component: membrane.
GGGGGGAGCACGAGGGGGUGCUGCGACGGACGACCCCACGUGGUGGUGGUGUCGCCGCCUUCCCACAGCUCCCCUGCCCCCCCCCCCAUCGAGAGCGAAGUGCCCCCGCCGAACGGAGCCGGCGCUUCCCCUUCGCGUCGUCGGCGAACCGUGAACGAAAUCCGCAUCGAAUUAAUUUGGCGACAAUUUUGAAAAGGGACGCGCGCGGCCUCGCGCACAGCGAAGGCGUCGCUUUGGCGAGGCCGCCUCCACCGCCUCCUCCUCCUCUAUUUGUGCCCAACGAGGCGGAGUUUUGACGCGCGGCGGAGUUGAGGCGUCGCGCCCAGCAGCAGCAGCAGGCAAGCGGCAUGCCGAGCACUCAUCAGGAGGAAAAAGGAAGAGCUGCUGUUUGAAACCCCGGUCGCGUGGGUGGAAAACAGCCGCGCCUCCAUCGCUACCGCGCAAACAAAGUCUCCCCACCACCACAAACAACACCGACGCCACCCACCUCAUGGCGCUGCCGCAAAACUUCACGGCGACGCUCCUGCACGCUCCGCCGUCGUCGCCGACGCCGCAGUGGCCAUUCCCAACCGAUCCCAACGCCACGGACGAUUACGGCGGCUCCGAGGGGUACCCGGACGGCGUGCCGCCCAACGUGGCGGUGGACCGCCUCUUCCCGGCACUGCUCGAGUGCUUCGGCACGGUGCUAUGCGGCUACGCCGCCGGGCGCUCGGGCCUGGUGCCGCCGUCCGGCGCGCGGGGCCUCGGCGGGUUCGUGUCGUCGUUCGCGCUUCCCGCGCUUCUCUUUCGCAACAUGGUGGUGCUGGACUUUGCGGUGGUGAGCUGGGGCUUCCUGCUGGCCGUGCUGGCCACCAAGGUGGCCGUGUUCGUGCUCGUGUGCGUCGUCACGCUCCUCACGGCCGCGCCGGCCUCGCGCUUCGCCAAGGCCGGCCUCUUCCCCAUCUUUGCGACGCAGAGCAACGACUUUGCGCUUGGGUACCCCAUCGUGCAAGCCCUGUACCAGGCCACCAACCCGGAGUAUGUGCAGUACAUCUACCUGGUGGCGCCCAUCUCGCUGGUGCUGCUCAACCCCGUGGGCUUCGUCUUCUGCGAGCUGCAGCGCAGGCGCAACGUGGAGGUGGAGGGGCCCGGGGAGGAGGAGGAGGUGGAGGUGGAGGUUGAGGUGGGGGCGACAACGAUGACGGCGCCGCCGCGAGCGCUCUCGGGCUGCUCCCGCGCUCUAUCCUCGCUCCGAACUUGCGCCGGCGCCGUCCUGGGCGCCCUCGUCAACCCCGUGGUGCUUUCCUCCCUCGUCGGCCUGGCCGGUAACUUCCUGCUGGCGCGCAAGGUUCCCGAGCUGGUGUCGCGGUUCCUGGACAGCCUGGGCGCCGCUUUCGGGGCGUCGGCGCAGUUCUACCUGGGCCUCUCCAUGGUGGGGAAGAUGCAGAGCCACACGCGCGGCACCGUCGUGUCCAUCAUCCUGCUCAUCACCGCCAAAGUGCUGGUGUUCCCGCUGCUGUGCCGUGAGAUGGUGGAGCUGUUGGAGACGAGGGGAGAGAAGAACCACACGAGCCUGCGCGACUUUGGCUUCCUCUACGGCGUCUUCCCCACGGCGCCCAGCGUCAUCAUCUACGCAAGCCGCUACGCUAUGGAGAUCGAGACGCUGUCCACGGGCAUGGUGGUGUGCACGUUCCUGUCGGCGCCGCUCAUGUACGUCUCGUCGUGGCUGCUCGCCAUGCCCAGGCUCGACGAUCACGUGACGCGAGCCGUCCUGGACAGCGUGAGCUUCGACAUCGGCAUCGUCGGCCUCAUCUUCCUGGUCUGGGUGCUGGGUCUAGCGGUGCUGAGUCGCCGCUAUCGUCAGCUGCCGCACUUCUUCUCCAUCAAUCUGUUCGCCGCCCAGCUGCUGACGUGUGUGGGUAUGGUGUUCUGGCACGUGCUGGGCACGGGCGCCGGAACGCUGGCCCGGGUGCUCGCCUUCAUUCUGCUCUACGCCCCCAUGUGCAGCUCGUACCUCUGGACCGGCAUGACGGCGUUCUCGCUGCUGGUGCUGCAGGUGGCCGGGGAGAAGAGGACUCGCUCCUUCAAGGGCAUGAUGACAGUGGUGGCCUGGGGCCUGCCGGCAUUUGCCGUGGGGAUUCUGGUGGCGUUGAGUGGAGACAUGCGCAAGUACGAGAUCGACCCGGCGUUCUUCUGGGGACGCAGUCAGGUGGUGAUGACGGUGGUGAUGUUGGCUGUGAGCAUUCUGCUCGGAGCCACCUCGCUCAUCGUUCUCGGGCGGCGUAGCGGCGCCCAGCGUCCGUACGAGGCCCUGAGCAAAGAGGGGCCAGAGAGCACGCGGGUGCCGGAUGACGCCCCCUCUCCGCCUCCUGAGCCGGCCCCCAACGGCACCUUGGAGACGCACGCGCCGUGCGAGGGUGAGUGCCCGUGCUCGGGGUCGGAAUGCUGCGCGAGCACGCGGUCCCUCCCGGUCGUGGCGGCCGCCGGCGACCCCGCCGACCCCGCCGCCGUGGCGCGCUGCCUGGGCCCUUGCGGGCCGGGCGACUGUGCGCUGGCCGACGAGGAGCGGGCCAGGGUCCUGGAGCGCGAAGACCCCCAGGCUGGCCGUCACGUCCUCCUCUGCCUCCUCCUCCUCAUCGCCAUGUUCCUGAGCAUGUGCACGGGACUGUGGUGGCUUCUAAGCUCGACGAUCGGCGGCCCCUACCUCGAGUUUAAAUUCACCUGCGCCGUCUGCAACUUUGGCCAGGGUUUCUUGUCGUUUGUUCUCUUCGGACUGGACAAACACCUCAUCAUCAUCCCCUUCAAAAGGAGGCUGCAGAGGCUGUGGGGCAGUGCGGCUCUGAGCCCUUCCCCUCGUGGCCCCACUUCAGGGCCCCUGCGAGGACCCAACAAAGAGGUGGCCAUGACGUGCCGGCAAUUCCUGCACUUCCACCGCGAGCGCUGCUGCGGUGACAUCGUGCACGAACGCAGGUGUGGCCGGCGCCGCGUGCGUGUCUGCCUGGGCUCGGAGCUCGUCGGCUGGCUGGUGGCGGCGGGCCUGAGCGAGGAUCGCGACGGAGCAACGCGCUACGCCGAGCGCCUGCUGUGCGGCGGCGUCAUCGCGCGCCUCGCCGAGGCCGGCGGACGACGAGGAGACGGCGGCGGCGGCGGCGGCGGCGGCGGCGGAGCAAAGGACGACUACAGCACCGCGGCGGCGCUCGAUUUCCUCGACGCUCCCCUUUACUACCGCGUCGCGCCGCCACCGGUCGAAGACUGGUGAUGGGACGAUCGUCGCCGGUGAACAGUGGUUGGCAGUGCUCGUCGCCUGGGAACAACGUUCAUCUGCCAAUGGGAAGCGACUGGACCGGUGAACUAAGAUCAUUGUGUACAAUGCUCGCCCGUCAUUGUUGAAUGACGCACGCUGCCUGGGGAAUGCUCGUCCAUUGCUGGCGACCGACGGCUGCGCUGGUUGACCGACGCCUGCGGUUGGUCAACGUCGCUCAUCGCCCUGCUGAACAAGGCUCAUUGCUGGUUACCGAUGAUCGACUUCACGCUGGUGAACAACUCGUGGCUCGUGAGCGACGCCGUUGAUCUGGGGGAGCAACGCGCAUCAUAGAUCAAUGAUUCGUAUCUCCCAUCGACGAGCGAUGCAGGGAAACCCAUCGUACUCCAGUAAAACAAAACUUAGCCUCCAAAACGGAUAAGCGAGGAUUAUGAAGAGGACUUAGCAGGCAAGCGCGAUGUGCGAUGCCAUUAUCAAUGGCACGAGCGCAACGAUUCCUCGGCAUCUUUUGCACACCCCGCAUGCGCUCAACUUGGUACAAAUGCGUGCACGCAUUAAAUGUUGCACCCUUGGCUGUGCUAGUGCAGUGUUCGUUAUGAACCUUGUCGCAUUUUAAUCGCCGAUGUCCCACUUUCCUUUCCGCAGCAUGUGCAAGGGCGGCUCGAUUUUCUUCCGCGAAAACAAACUCCCAGUAUUUAAACGCUCCUAUUAAAACGAUACCCUUUUUGUGUUUUAAAAAACUAAAAAUACACCAAACAACUUCUCGUUGCAGUAAAAGUAAAGUCGUGAAAAUGAACGUAGUGUUUACCACCUGAAUACUCGAAUGCAAAUGUGUUUCGUUAUACUACCAGUACCCAAGUUCUGUGCGCGCGCGUGAGUUUGUACGCUCGUAUUUAUGCGGCAAUUACAGUAUUUUUUUAAUUGUCCAACGGAAUACAAAUGCUAAUACCCCCGCCACCUUUCCGAUUAGCUGCACUGGGGUGGGGGUCGGGAGUUUUGCUUUGUCUGGGUACUGGAAAACUUGGGCUGGAAGACACUUUUAUUGCACCCAGAGUGGAUUGCGGAUUCUAGGAGAGGAGUCUUUAGCUCCACCUGACGGUGGCGUCAGGCGGAGCAGUGGGAAUGGAUAAUCGGGACUGCGAUCGCGUAAGACCAGUGAACAAGCCCGGGCCAGCUCCAUACAAAAAGUGAGCCUUCACAAUGAAAAAAAAUACAUAGGAAUCAAGUUUCAUAGGGAACGGUGGAUUGCUUGAGGUGUAAUAAUGCACUGAUGAAAUCUAUUUAAAAUCGAUCCUUAUUCUCGUAACACAUACAUCAAGUUGUGUGAGAACAGAGUACAUUUUACGGGUGUGUUUAAUAUUUACGAGUUGAUCCUAUGACCCCAAGCAGCCAUUCAAGUCCCCAUCAAUGUGCCACAUUUAAAUAAUUGACUUGCGAUCCCAAAUCAGAACGGGAAUCUCAAACAGGGCCUUGCACGUCCGAAACUUUGCAGACCCAGCUUGUGCCGGAUGAUAAAUGGAACAUUUGGCGCCAUUUAAAAAUAGUCAAAAACAUUUAUUCCCAAUGGCUGCUCGGAUUCAGCAGUUUCAUAAAGGUCACCGGUCCACAUAAGGUCACUGAUUCACGCGAAGGUAAUAGUUAACAAGGAAGGUUCACUCACGAAUUAAUAGUUGGAACGGCUUGUGAUGAAAUAGAAUACAUGUGCUUACUGUACAAUAAGUAAAUGGGGAGGCAGAGCUAAAAUGAAUGCGUUUUUGCAUGAAAAUAAAAUACUUGGGUUUACAAUUCUGA